Molecule: messenger RNA, 1627 nt
Organism: Arachis ipaensis
Lineage: Eukaryota; Viridiplantae; Streptophyta; Magnoliopsida; Fabales; Fabaceae
Source: RefSeq, a predicted model, not a curated record
AGAGAUGCUACCCUGUACCCCCCAUCAGCCUCAAGCAAAGGUUCGAUUAGCAUAACAGUAUAACACAAGUAACAUGGGUUCUCCUCCUUCAAACCAUGUCUAUGAUGUUGAUGAACCUUUGCUAACACCUUCAACACCACCACAACCUCUGCAAAAUUUAUCAUUUAGUUCGAAGCACGAUGAAUCAUCAAAUACUGGUGAACUUGAGAGGAUACUGUCAGACACAAGUGUUCCUCUUUCAAAGAGAGUUGGAGCAGCAACAUGGAUUGAGUUAAAGUUACUAUUUUACCUUGCUGCCCCUGCAGUUAUAGUGUAUCUCAUUAACUAUGUUAUGUCCAUGUCCACACAAAUAUUCUCUGGUCAUCUUGGUAAUCUUGAGCUUGCUGCUGCUUCCCUUGGAAACACUGGCAUCCAAGUCUUUGCCUACGGCCUCAUGUUGGGGAUGGGUAGUGCUGUAGAGACAUUAUGUGGACAAGCAUACGGGGCACAAAAAUUCGAAAUGCUUGGAGUAUAUCUACAAAGAUCAACAAUCCUUUUAUCAAUAGCAGGUAUAGUCCUAACAUUCAUCUACAUAUUCUCGGAGCCCAUUUUGGUCUUUUUAGGAGAAUCCCCAAGAAUCGCAUCGGCAGCAGCACUUUUCGUGUACGGCCUAAUCCCACAAAUAUUUGCGUACGCCGUAAACUUCCCAAUCCAGAAGUUUCUACAGGCACAAAGCAUAGUGGCACCGAGCGCGUACAUCUCAACCGCGACGUUGGCGAUUCACGUGCUGUUGAGUUGGUUGGUGGUGUACAAGGUGGGGUUGGGUUUGUUAGGAGCGUCGUUGGUGUUGAGCUUUUCGUGGUGGGUGAUAGUGGUGGCGCAGUUUGUGUACAUUGUGAAGAGUGAGAGGUGUAAGGACACGUGGCGGGGGUUUAGCGUUCAAGCGUUUUCCGGGCUGCCGGAGUUUUUUAAGCUGUCUGCUGCUUCGGCUGUGAUGCUGUGUCUUGAGACGUGGUACUUUCAGAUUCUUGUUCUGCUUGCUGGCUUGUUGCCUCACCCUGAGUUGGCCCUUGAUUCACUUUCUAUUUGUACCACGGUGUCUGGAUGGGUGUUCAUGAUCUCAGUAGGAUUUAACGCUGCUGCAAGUGUGAGAGUGAGCAACGAGCUAGGAGCUAGGAAUCCAAGAUCAGCAUCAUUCUCAGUGGUGGUAGUGACAGUGAUAUCAUUCGUGUUAUCAGUGAUAAUAGCAAUAGUGGUUCUAUUAUUGAGGGAUGUCAUAAGCUAUGUCUUCACCGAAGGAGAAGAGGUUGCUGCUGCUGUCUCUGAUCUCUGCCCUCUCCUCGCUCUUUCCAUUGUCCUCAACGGCAUUCAGCCCGUCUUAUCCGGGGUGGCCGUUGGAUGUGGAUGGCAAACUUUCGUUGCAUAUGUAAACGUUGGUUGCUACUAUGGAGUUGGCAUACCAUUGGGCUCGGUUCUUGGUUUCUAUUUUAAGCUCAGUGCCAAGGUAAAUAAUUCCACUAAUGAGGUCAAUUAUUUGUAUUCUCACCCAAAGAUGUUGCCCUUAAUUAGAAAUUUUUGCAUGGUUGAAGAAGCAUCAAAGAGGUUGAAUAAGUGGGACGAAAAUAAGGAGCCACUUCUGAAGAACUGA